Drosophila subpulchrella is the source of this 2176-nucleotide messenger RNA. It is a transcript of the gene Acox57D-d, whose product is annotated as probable peroxisomal acyl-coenzyme A oxidase 1. Gene Ontology annotation, molecular function: FAD binding; fatty acid binding; acyl-CoA oxidase activity. NCBI's taxonomy places the organism in Eukaryota, Metazoa, Arthropoda, Insecta, Diptera, Drosophilidae. The record is from RefSeq and is a predicted model, not a curated record. Gene Ontology annotation, cellular component: peroxisome. Gene Ontology annotation, biological process: fatty acid beta-oxidation using acyl-CoA oxidase; lipid homeostasis. The transcript is spliced from 8 exons. The coding region runs from base 82 to 2115 and encodes 677 amino acids.
GCUCACAGCUGUUGGUUGGAUCUGGUCUUGGAUCAUUAUUUAGUUAUUAAAAUUUGUCGUUAUUUUCGCGUGUCUAAUACAAUGUCGCACAUUAAGAACUUAAUUCCGAACACUGUGAAUCCAGACCUGCAGAAGGAACGCACAGGUGCAGAAUUCAAUGUGGAGGAGUUUUCCGCCUGGUGGCAUGGUGGUCAGGAUAAGCUAAAGACCAAACGCGAGAUGGAAUCGGCCAUCUUUAGCGAUCUGGAGGAUGGCUAUGGUCUCAACCAUGAGUAUAUGUCCCACGAGGAGGUCUACAACUCGAGUAUUAAGAAGGUGGCUGAGGCGGCCACCAAACUGAAGGCUCUGCAGAACAAGCUUAAUCCUGGGGGCAAAGAUAUCUGGCCCGGAGGGCUCUACAAUGCCCAAAGCUUUGGACUGUUUCCGGCCAAUCAUCCAAUAGCCACUCACAUCACCAUGUUUGUGGAUGUGAUCAAAGGUCAAGGCACCCCGGAGCAGGUGGAGAAGUGGGGACCGGCUGCAGAGAACUGCAACAUUAUUGGCACGUAUGCCCAAACGGAGCUGGCCCAUGGAACCAAUGUCCGUGGACUGGCCACUCGUGCGGAUUUUGAUCCCAAGACGGAUGAGUUCGUGCUGAAUACGCCCAACUUGGAGGCCUACAAGUGGUGGCCCGGCGGCUUGGGACACACUGCCAACCAUGCCAUGGUGGUGGCCCAGUUGUAUAUCGCCGAUGUCCAUCAUGGCGUGCAAAUGUUCAUUGUGCCGCUGCGAGAUGCGGAGACCCAUUUGCCACUGCCCGGAAUUGAUAUUGGUGAGAUUGGCAAGAAACUGGGGAUGGCAUCCGUGAACCAGGGUUUCCUGGGUCUGAACAACGUCCGUAUUCCACGCACCAACAUGCUGAUGAAGUUCGCCAAGGUGGAGAAGGAUGGCACCUUUAAGGCCAGUCCGGCCUCGAGGGUUAACUACCUGACCAUGGUUUACACGCGCUGCCUGAUUGUUAACCAGAACGCCACGCUGCUCCUGGCGGCGGCCACUAUAGCCACCAGGUAUUCCGCAGUGCGACGACAGAGUCCCAUUGAACCCAAUCAACCGGAGCCCCAGAUCAUAGAUCAUGUGACCCAGCGUCUGAAGCUCUUCCCGGAGAUAGCCACCGGAAUGGCUUAUCACCUGGCCGCCGAGUACACGUGGGAGAUGUAUGCCCAGACGGUGGAGGAGGCCAACAAAGGCAAGUUCGAUCGCCUGUCCGAGAUGCACAUCCUGUCCUGCGCCCUGAAGGUUCUCUGCACCACCGACGGAUGCGCUGGCAUUGAGAAACUUCGCCUGUCCACUGGCGGACAUGGCUACCUGACGGCUGCCAAUUUGAGCAACAUCUAUGGCAAUGCUGUGGCUGCCAUCACCUACGAGGGCGAGAACACAGUGCUGCUGCUGCAAAUUGGACGAGCUCUGGUCAAGGCAUGGUCUUCGUUUGUGGAGAACAAGCCAUUGUCCGCAUCCUAUGGCUACUUUGCCACCUCCAUGCAGCUGAAGGAGUUCCCCAAGUGGGACAACUCCUGGCAGUGCAUCAUCAAGGCUUUGCAGUACACGGCAGCUCAAAAAACACGCAUUGCCUACGAGAACCUGGCGGAACGCAUGCUCAGUGGUCAAUCGCAGGGUGUGGCUGCUAAUAACACGGGAAUUGAACUAACUCGUGCUGCUGAGCUCCAUGGACGCCAGUUUGUGUGCCAGACAUUCCUAGAGCAAAUCACAGGACCGAAGGCCCAAAAGCGCUCUUCGGCUCUCAACAAGGUUUUGGAAAACGUUUUGGAACUGUUCCUGGUCCAGACUGUGCUGAACAACCUCAAUGAGAUUUUGAGAUUUAUCAACCUCACAGAUGCCGAUCUGCGAUCGCUGCAGAAGCGACUGGAGGUUUCGCUGGAGAAGUUCCGACCCAAUGCGGUGGCCGUUUGCGAUGGCUUCGAGUUCCACGACCGUGUUCUAAACUCUGUUUUGGGCAGCUAUGAUGGCAAUGUAUAUCCCAGACUCUUCGAUUCGGCCAAGCGCAGCACCAUGAACCAAAAACCCGUCCAAAACUCCUUUGAGACCUACCUGAAGCCCCUAAUGAAGGCUAAACUGUAAAGCAAAUACUGUCAAUUCGUGUGUAUAUAAAAAGGAAACGACACGUUUUUUGUUUAAAUUA